AUGACGAUUGGUGAUAAGUCUAAGUGGACGGCUGCCAACGUUCGUUCCACAUUUUUGGACUAUUUCAAGUCUAAGGGCCAUACUUUUGUUCCAUCUUCACCCGUGAUUCCAUUCGAUGAUCCAACUUUAUUGUUUGCCAAUGCUGGUAUGAAUCAGUAUAAGCCAAUCUUUUUGGGAACAGUUGACCCAUCCAGUGAUUUUUACAAGUUGAAGAGAGCUACGAACUCUCAAAAGUGUAUCAGAGCCGGUGGUAAGCAUAAUGAUUUGGAAGAUGUUGGUAGAGACUCCUACCACCACACUUUCUUUGAAAUGUUGGGUAACUGGUCGUUCGGUGACUAUUUCAAGAAGGAAGCUAUUGAAUACUCUUGGGAAUUGUUGACCAAAGUCUACGGUAUUCCAGGUGAUAGAUUGUACGUCACUUAUUUCGAAGGUGACGAAAAAUUGGGUUUGGAACCAGACUUCGAAGCUCGUGAUUUGUGGAAAUCCGUUGGCGUCAAGGAUGAUCAUAUCUUGCCAGGUAAUGCCAAGGAUAACUUUUGGGAAAUGGGUGAACAAGGUCCAUGUGGUCCUUGUUCUGAAGUUCAUUAUGACAGAAUUGGUGGUAGAAACGCUGCUCAUCUUGUUAAUCAAGACGAUCCAGAUGUGUUGGAAAUUUGGAAUAACGUUUUUAUUCAAUUCAACAGAGAACAAGAUCGUUCUCUAAGAGCUCUACCGGCUAAACAUGUCGAUACUGGUAUGGGUUUCGAAAGAUUGGUGUCCGUUUUGCACGAUGUUAGAUCUAAUUACGACACCGACGUUUUCGAACCUUUGUUCAACCGUAUCCAAGAAAUCACUGGGGUCAGAUCAUACACUGGUAAAUUUGGUGCUGAGGAUACGGAUGGUAUUGACACCGCUUACAGAGUCUUGGCUGAUCAUGUUCGUACGUUAACUUUCGCCUUGGCUGAUGGUGGUGUUCCUAACAACGAAGGUAGAGGUUACGUUUUGAGAAGAAUUUUGAGACGUGGUGCACGUUACGCUAGAAAGUACAUGAACUACCCUAUAGGAAACUUUUUUUCACAAUUGUCUGUCACUUUAAUCGAACAAGUUAAGGAUAUGUUCCCAGAAGUCGCUAGAGACCCAUCUUAUUUGUUCGAAAUUUUGGACGAAGAAGAAGCUUCUUUCGCAAAAACUUUAGACCGUGGUGAAAAAUUGUUUGAAAAGUAUGCUGAAGAUGCUUUGAAGAAAGCAGACAAGACUUUGGAUGGUAAACAAGUCUGGAGACUAUACGAUACUUAUGGUUUCCCUGUCGAUUUGACUGAAUUGAUGGCUGAAGAACAGGGCUUAAAGAUCGAUACAAUCGGUUUUGAGAAAGCUAAACAGGAAUCAUACGAGGCUUCUAAGAAAGGUGGUAAGAAGGGUGCAUCUGAUUUGAUCAGAUUAAACGUUCAUGAAUUGUCUCAACUUAACGGUGAUAAUGUCGCUAAGACUGAUGAUUCAUCUAAGUAUGGGACCGAAAACGUUGAAGCCACUAUUUUGAGAAUAUAUGAUGGUGAGAAAUUCGUUGACUCUAUGACCGAAAUUGGUAAGCAAUAUGGUGUUAUUCUAGACAAAACUUGUUUUUAUGCCGAACAAGGUGGUCAAGAGUUCGAUACAGGUAAGUUGGUUAUCGAUGGUGAAGCAGAAUUCAACGUCGACAAUGUUCAAGCCUACAACGGUUAUGUUUUCCAUACCGGUUCUCUUGGUGACGGUAAACUAUCUAUUGGUGACAGUAUAAUUGCUUCUUACGAAGAGCUACGUCGUCAUCCCCUAAGAAAUAAUCACACUGGUACACAUAUCUUGAACUUUGCUCUGAAAGAAGUGUUGGGUAAUGAUGUCGAUCAAAAGGGUUCCUUAGUUGCACCGGAAAAGUUGAGAUUCGAUUUCUCGCACAAGAGAGCCUUAUCUUAUGAGGAAUUAGUGGAGGUUGAAAAACUCUCCAAUGAAAAGAUCAGGGACAACUUAACUGUGUAUUACAAGGAAGUUGCCUUAGAUUUGGCUAAGACUAUCUCUUCUGUCCGUGCUGUCUUCGGUGAAACUUACCCGGAUCCAGUUCGUGUUGUUUCUAUUGGUAAGGCCGUUGAAGAAGUCCUAGAGAACCCAACUAGUGAAGAAUGGCAAAAGUACUCCAUUGAAUUCUGUGGUGGUACCCAUGUUGCUAAGACUAGUGACAUCAAAGAAUUCGUCAUUGUUGAAGAAAGUGGUAUUGCCAAAGGUAUCAGAAGAAUUGUUGCGGUUUCUGGACCUGAAGCCUAUGAAGUACAAAGAAUUGCUACUGAAUUUGAUGGCGAAUUAACUGCAGUUGAAAAACUGCCUUUCUCCCCUUUAAAGGCCCAAAAGCUAAAGGAGCUAGGUGUCAGACUAGGCCAACUAACUAUUUCCGUUAUCACCAAAACUGACUUGAAGGAUAAAUUCAACAAAAUUGAAAAGGAAGUUAAAGAUGAACUGAAAUCUAGAGCUAAGAAGGAAAUUAAACAAACUCUGGACGACGUCAAACAUCACUUUGAUGCUAACAAAGAGUCUUCUUUCUACGUCAAGCAUAUUGACAUUCCAACUAAUGCUAAGGCCAUCACUGAAGCUAUCAAUCACAUUAAAACAAACUCGAAGGACAAGUCUAUCUACUUAUUCACUUGUAAUGAACCAGACGGAAAGGUUGCUCACGGAUGCUACAUAUCUGACGCAGCAAUUGCUCAAGGUGUUGAUGGUUCUAGUUUAGCCAAAACAGUAUCCUCUAGCAUCGGUGGUAAAGCUGGUGGUAAGGGAAAUGUCUUCCAAGGUAUGGGUGACAAACCAAACGGUAUUGACUCCGCUGUUGCGGAAGUUGAAGCCUUGCUAAAAGAGAGACUGACUAUCUAA
Messenger RNA from Kluyveromyces lactis, 2871 nucleotides. It is a transcript of the gene ALA1, whose product is annotated as alanine--tRNA ligase. Gene Ontology annotation, cellular component: cytoplasm; mitochondrion. Gene Ontology annotation, biological process: alanyl-tRNA aminoacylation; tRNA modification. Gene Ontology annotation, molecular function: ATP binding; nucleic acid binding; amino acid binding. The coding region runs from base 1 to 2871 and encodes 956 amino acids. Lineage: Eukaryota; Fungi; Ascomycota; Saccharomycetes; Saccharomycetales; Saccharomycetaceae. The transcript has a single exon. The record is from RefSeq and is a predicted model, not a curated record.